Cyprinodon tularosa is the source of this 2525-nucleotide messenger RNA. RefSeq names its product glycine amidinotransferase (L-arginine:glycine amidinotransferase) (gene gatm). Lineage: Eukaryota; Metazoa; Chordata; Actinopteri; Cyprinodontiformes; Cyprinodontidae. The record is from RefSeq and is a predicted model, not a curated record. The transcript has 9 exons. Bases 90 to 1358 code for a protein of 422 amino acids. Gene Ontology annotation, molecular function: amidinotransferase activity. Gene Ontology annotation, cellular component: mitochondrion.
AGCUGAAGCGUCUCCCUUCAAAAAAGCAAGCAGAGAGAGACAGUUGGAUCCAGCGCUGCCUUUGGUUUCGCUCAUUAUUUCUGCGGACAAUGCUGCGAGUCAGAUGUUUGAGAGGAGGUAGCAGGGGGGCUGAAGCUGCCCAUCUGAUCGGAGCCAUGCUUGGCCGGUCAGUUGCUGGCUGGGUGCAGAGGACCUUCCAGAGCACUUCAAGUGCAGCAGCUGCACAACAGCAUGCAGCUGAAGAGGAACCUGUUACUGAGCCCAUUCAGCAGGAGUGCCCCGUCUGCAGCUACAAUGAAUGGGACCCUCUUGAGGAGGUGAUCGUUGGGCGAGCUGAAAAUGCCCAGGUGCCUCCCUUUACUGUGGAAGUGAAAGCCAACACAUAUGAGAAGUACUGGCCCUUCUAUCAGAAGCAUGGGGGCCAGUCUUUUCCUGCGGACCACUUGAAAAAAGCUGUUGCUGAGAUUGAAGAAAUGUGCAAUAUCCUGCGUCACGAAGGAGUUGUUGUGCAGAGGCCAGAACCCAUCGACUGGUCCGUCGAAUAUAAAACUCCAGAUUUCACAUCAACAGGAAUGUAUGCUGCGAUGCCGAGAGACAUCCUCAUGGUUGUGGGAAACGAAAUCAUAGAAGCUCCCAUGGCCUGGAGGGCUCGAUUCUUUGAGUACCGUGCCUACAGGCCUUUAAUUAAGGAGUACUUUAGAAAAGGUGCAAAAUGGACCACAGCUCCUAAACCCACCAUGGCUGAUGAGCUAUAUGAUCAGGACUACCCCAUCCGCACUGUGGAGGACAGACACAAGCUGGCUGCCCAGGGGAAGUUUGUGACCACAGAGCACGAGCCGUGCUUCGACGCUGCUGAUUUCAUUCGAGCUGGGAGGGAUCUUUUCGUUCAGAGGAGUCAGGUUACAAAUUACAUGGGAAUCGAGUGGAUGAGACGCCAUCUGGCCCCAGAUUACAAAGUGCACAUCAUCUCGUUUAAAGACCCUAACCCCAUGCACAUCGAUGCCACUUUUAACAUCAUCGGACCUGGUUUGGUGUUGUCAAACCCUGACCGCCCAUGUCGCCAGAUUGAGAUGUUCAAGAAAGCUGGCUGGACUGUUGUGAAACCCCCAACACCUUUGAUUCCUGAUGACCACCCACUGUGGAUGUCCUCCAAAUGGCUGUCCAUGAAUGUCCUGAUGCUGGAUGAGAAGCGGGUCAUGGUUGACGCCAAUGAAGAAACUAUUCAUAAAAUGUUUGAAAACCUCGGUAUCAAGACCAUAAAGGUGAACAUUCGCCAUGCCAACUCACUUGGUGGUGGCUUCCACUGCUGGACAACCGAUGUCCGCCGCCGUGGUACCCUGGAGUCCUACUUCCACUAGCCUUGCCAGAAAUAGGCAAUUUUUAUUGAGCUUUGAAAACUAAAGCCUCAAUCUGGAAGCUUCUUAGAUAAUUGAACACCACUAAAAGGGUGGAGCUUACAUCGAAUAAAGUCUGCUGCUUGCAAAUUUCAAACCCCUUCUUAGGAAAUAUGUGCAAAUCAGUGUGAAGCAAAUGACAGUAGGGUGGCUUUUCCUGUUGCCACCAAAAGCUCUUCUCCAUAUUGUGUCUUUGUGGCUUAAUUGAACAUUUUGUGAAUGGUUUUGAUCUGCUGGACAUUAGAAUGUCUUCAUAAACAGCUUUGUUAAGCGAUAAAAAGCACAUAUAAUCUGAAAAGCAGGAGUCUUCUGUUUAUUUCACCAUGGAAUCUCAAUAUUAACUGCAUUUCUGGCCUGGCAGUGGUGAAGCUUAUCCAACUAAAUGCUAAUGCUUUGAGGACAAGGUACAAUUUGGUAUGCAGAUGUCACUUAACUUGGGUACAAGAGGUUAGAAGCUACCUCUACUUUAACACUCAGGGUGCUUUUCUUUAUUCUGACUUCUAAUUCUUUGUGUUCUUGAUACAAUGGAAGAUCCCAUGUAGUUGUAGGUAUCCUGAGCAUAUGUCUCCUAAUUUACUCAUAUUAAUAUGAUAUCCUAAGCAGGCACAAAGAACCAAACUGCAUAAUGAAAAGCACCCUAAGAAAUCACAGUUCUACCUUUUUCCAUUAUUUUUAUAUAAAGAAAUCAAAACAUUUAGGUAGGCCAUUUUAAUUUAUCACAUAUAUGCAGCAUCGAUUACACUGGAAAAUGCUUAUAUUUUUUGCACCUCUUUUUAUUGGAUUUCCCAGCCAUAAUUGUUUUUAUAUAUUUCCUAAAAAAGUUCAUAUCAGAUUUUAUACCUUUUUCCUCUGCUGUUUUCUCCUGUUGCGUAUCUGGGCCAGUUACAAUCCAUGCUGUCAGUCUUUCCAACCACCUUUUUUAUAUGUUAACAAAGUGAAAAUACAUUAUAGUGGUUAUUUCAUUUCAUGUUUUAUGAUUCCUGUGCUGCUUUUAAAGUUGCAUGUCUUAAACUGCUUACUAUAUUUCCGAGGAGAUGAGUUUGAGGUAAAAUUUGGUUCAACAAAGCGAUAGGAGUGAUGUUUUGUAAUAUGUCAGGUCAUUUAAAUGUAAUUAAAAAGACUCGACUUUCA